UAAGGAGGAUCACGUAAAAAAUGAUAAUCCCAAAUAUUAAUUCACCCAGUGCCCCUCCCACAAAAUUCAAAUCUAAAUCAACUCCUCAUUUUUUCGCCCUCCCCUCAAUCUCAUGCCCCAGCUCCGUACCAGUUACCACCUCGAUGCCACCAGGGCUUACGCUUGUUGUAAGAGUUAAAAUUCCAGUCUUCAAACAAACCGUAGAUUUACCGACCUUUUUAUGCUACCGCCAUGCGAACCCUCUUCGCUGGCAGCCCUCCUCGUCCAAAAAUGCGCCUCCAUAAAUUCCCUCAGAAGAGCGCGCCAACUCCAUGCCAUCAUCCUAACCUCCUCCACCCUGGGAGUCUCCAAAUCGCCUUUUCUGGAGAACAACAUCCUCUCCAUGUAUGCAAGAUGCGGUUCACUCGGCGACUCCCGCCUACUGUUCGACGAAAUGCCUCACAGAAACAUUGUUUCCUUCAACGCACUAAUUGCGGCCUAUUCUCGAAGCACUCAUGCGCUCUCGGCCUUCGAACUGCUCAAGCAUUUGGGUGUUGAAGGACUUAGACCAAAUGGUUCCACAUUCACCAGCCUCUUACAGGCGUCCUCCUUGCUUGGAGAUUGCGUGCUAGGCUCGGCGCUUCAUACCCAGGUCAUGAAGUUUGGAUUCUUGGGUAAUACGUGCGUGCAAACCUCGUUACUGGGAAUGUAUUCGAAUUGUGGGGAUUUGGUGUCUGCAAGAGAUGUUUUCUACUCCAUAGUGUACAAAGAUGUUGUGGCCUGGAACUCAUUGAUCUUUGGGUAUGUGAAAAAUGAUGAGAUAGAGGGUGGUCUUCGUUUAUAUGGCAACAUGGUGGGGAGCUCUAUGUUUCCUACCCAAUUCACGUAUUCGACCAUCCUUAAUGCUUGUAGCAGAAGGAAAGAUCAUUCCUUCGGGAAACUUGUGCAUGCCCAACUAAUGAUAUCCGGCACACCAAUGGAUUUACCGUUGCAGAAUUCACUGCUUGAUAUGUACUGCAGUUCUGGGGACAUGCACGCGGCAUUUGAAGUCUUCAGUAGAAUUGAAGUACCCGAUUUAGUUUCAUGGAACUCCAUGAUAUCAGGAUGUUCAGAAAAUGGGCUCGGACUAGAGGCCAUGUAUAUAUUUGUACGGUUGCAGCAAGUAUUGUUUGCCAAACCGGAUGAUUACACAUUUGCAGCCGUCAUAUCUGCAAUAGGAUUAUUUCCUGCUUCUCUAUAUGGGAAACCACUUCAUGCCCAAGUUAUCAGAAUGGGAUAUGAGAUGAGUACCUGUGUAGGAAGCACGCUGGUGUCUAUGUAUUUCAAUAAUUCUGAAAGUGAUUCUGCUCAUAAAAUUUUCAGUUCAAUUUCGGGAAAGGAUGUCAUUUUCUGGACACAGAUGAUCAUGGGUCAUUGCAGAAUGGCUGAUGGGGAGAAUUCAGUUAAGUUCUUCCAUGAGAUGUUGCAGGAAGGCCAAAAGAUUGAUAGCUUUGCUCUUAGUGGUGUUCUGAGUGCUUGUGCUGACCUUGCAACUACAAAACAAGGUGAGAUGAUUCAUUGCCAGGCAGUGAAAACGGGUUAUGAAGUUGAAAUAACAGUCAGUGGGAGUCUAAUAGAUAUGUAUGCCAAAGCUGGGAAACUCCAAGCUGCUGAACUGGUACUUUCCCAAGUGCCAUCCCCAGAUUUGAAGUGCUGGAAUGCAAUGCUUGGAGGAUAUGGCCACCAUGGGAAGGCAGAAGAGUCAAUGAAGGCUUUUGAUGACAUUCUGGCGAGCAAUCUGAGACCGGAUGAAGUGACGUAUGUUUCUCUCCUUGCUGCAUGUAGCCAUUGUGGCUUGGUCGAUAAAGGAAAGUUGCUAUGGGAUUCCAUGAAGGAAAAUGGAUUGAGACCCGGGCCUAAACACUACUCUUGCAUGGUUAGUUUGUUAAGUCGAGCUGGGCUAUUAGAGGAGGCAGAGAAAAUGAUCUUGGAUUCAUUUUUUAGCGAAGAUUAUGCAGACUUAUGGAGAGCAUUGUUAAGCUCAUGCAUUACUAACAAGAAUUUAGAAAUAGGGGUUCGUGCUGCUGAGCGUGUUUUGAGAAUGGAUGCAGAUGACAGUGCGACGCAUACAUUGCUUACCAAUCUUUAUGCAGCUACAGGGAAAUGGGAAGCUGUCACAAGAAUGAGGAGAAAGAUCAGAGAAUUAUUGUUGGAAAAGGAUCCUGGUCUAAGUUGGAUUGAGAUUAUAAAUGAUAUCCAUGUAUUCUCUUCGGGUGAUCAAUUUCACCCAGAGAUUGGUGAAAUUCAAGUUGAAUUGCUAAGACUACAAGGAAACAUGACAAAAUUAGAAACAGAUGAAAUUUGAAAGAAUAAGCUCUAGUUAUAACAAGCAAGGGUCCUGGGUUCCUUGAUGUUUCAGGCUGCAGGAUUAAGAUGAAACAUUUCUAUGCUUCCUCAUGUUAGCCGUCCGGAGAGGAACAGAUGGAUAUUUUUCCGAACGCUAGCUCCAAUGAAGGCGCUGGCUAGAGCUUGAAGUGUGCUACACUUAGUACCUUUUGACAUUUCCCCUUACCUUCAUGGCGUGUAUUACAAGAAUAAGGAAUAUAGUUUGCAAAUGAUCAACUUCACAGGAUCUCUUGGUCCAAAAACACUCUCUAUUUACGUGAAAAUAAGAAAUAUAUACCAAGCGAAAAAAAAAAUAAGAAAGAAAAUAAGAAAUAUAGCCUGCAUUUUGCAAUUACCACGUCUUUACGUCAAAGAGAUUGUUUUCCUCAUUUAUUAAAUUACAAAAAACAACGAAAGACCCAACAAAAGACUAAAACUAAAUGUUCAUUUGGUUCAACUUUUGUUUCUAGUUUUCUUUUUUUAUCUUGAAUUUUUUUCAAAUAGCAUGUUAAAAUUUUUACUAGUUAAUUAAAAUAGAAAAUGAAUACAAAAA
Messenger RNA from Diospyros lotus (date-plum), 2896 nucleotides. RefSeq names its product pentatricopeptide repeat-containing protein At3g50420. Lineage: Eukaryota; Viridiplantae; Streptophyta; Magnoliopsida; Ericales; Ebenaceae. The coding region runs from base 221 to 2323 and encodes 700 amino acids. Gene Ontology annotation, biological process: RNA modification. The record is from RefSeq and is a predicted model, not a curated record. The transcript has a single exon. Gene Ontology annotation, molecular function: RNA binding; protein binding.